AUGACAGGAAAAGCUGGGGAAGCGCUGAGCAAACCCAAAGCCGAGACUGUGGCCAAGAGUAACUCGGGGGGGAACCCGCCCAGGUGCACCGGUUUCGGCAUCCAGGAGAUUCUGGGCUUAAACAAGGAGCCACCCAGCUCACAUCCACGGGCCGCCCUGGACAGCUUGCCUACGGGGCACCUGCUGACUGCCCGCUCGGUACUCAGCCCGGCCAGUGUGGGGGGAAUGGGGCUUCUGGGGACAGGGGGGCUCCCGGGCUUCUACACGCAACCCACCUUCCUGGAAGUCCUGUCCGACCCCCAGAAUGUCCACCUGCAGCCCUUGGGCAGAGCUUCGGGGCAGCUCGAUACCAGCCAGACGGCCAGUUCAGAUUCUGAAGAUGUUUCUUCCAGCGACAGAAAAAUGACCAAAUCUUCUUUAAACCAGACCAAGAAACGGAAGAAGAGACGACACAGGACGAUCUUUACAUCCUACCAAUUGGAAGAACUAGAAAAGGCAUUCAAUGAAGCCCAUUAUCCAGAUGUCUAUGCCAGAGAGAUGUUGGCCAUGAAAACAGAACUUCCUGAAGACAGGAUACAGGUCUGGUUCCAAAACCGCAGAGCCAAAUGGAGGAAGCGGGAGAAGUGUUGGGGCCGAAGCAGUGUUAUGGCAGAAUAUGGCUUGUAUGGAGCUAUGGUUCGCCACUCUAUUCCAUUGCCAGAGUCCAUCCUCAAAUCUGCCAAGGAUGGCAUCAUGGAGUCCUGUGCCCCAUGGCUACUCGGGAUGCACAAAAAGUCUCUGGAGGCAGCAGCGGAGACCGGGAGGAAGCCCGAGGUGGAACGUCAGGCCUUGCCCAAGCUUGACAAGAGCGAGAAGGAAGAACGGGGCCCUGACCCUCAGGCAGCCACCAUCUCUCAAGAGGAACUGAGGGAAAACAGCAUUGCUGCCCUCAGAGCCAAAGCUCAGGAACACAGCACCAAAGUGCUGGGGACCAUAUCUGGGGGGGAAGCCCUGGCUCGGAAAUCAGAGAAACAAGAGGAAGCGGAGGAGGAGGAGAGCACCCCCGAAGAGGAAAGGCAAACAGAGAGACCCCCACCACUGCAGCCAGAGGAGAAGAUGGGUUAAGUCGAGGGCAGCCCCUAAUGGGGCUUCUGCAGGACUCUUCUCCCCAGGGAGCCGUAGCCCUUGAUGUUUUCUUGGUAGGGGUAUCCUGGAUAUGGGGUCUCAAAGCCUGGGCAGUGCAAAGGGGCCUGCUCAUGUGGCUCCACCAGAGACUCUUCCCAACCUCACCCUGCACUCCAUAGACCCCCUCAGUAUCCCCUGUUACAUGGCACUGAACAGCUACUAUCUUAGUCUUGGAAAGAGGCUUUGGACCAUAUUGACCUAUCUCUCUCCUAUUAUCUCCUAUCCUCAAAAGACUCUCUCAUUACCCUUAAACCAUCCCUGCUCAACCUCUUUGCCUCCCUAUUUCUAGUAACACUUUGCUGUCCUAAAUCAUCCCUUCACUGUCUCUUUUGUAGACUUGAUUCUAAAGCCUCCUCCAGCAUUGCCCAUUCCCAUGCAGCUUUCCGGCCCCUUUUCAGAUCCAUCCUACUUGUUUCUGAAGACCUGUUGUGGUUUACAGUCUAAAAGAGACGGAAGAUCCAAACUCCUACUCCAGUACCCUCCACACACUAGCACGUAGGCACCUCACUCAGACUGCCCUUCCUUUGUAUCCAUCCCUACCCUAUAAGAGGAUCUGCUAUUGAGCAUCUGAGGUCCAUUUAUUUCUUAGUCAUUUAGGGGCGUGAAGCUCAUCCUUACACUUUUCCCAUUAUUGAUAUACUGAUUCCUACUCAAAACCUACCUCUCACUGGUAUGGACGUGUGGUCCUGUUUCCCAACCACUGUACCCUCUUAACCACUCAGAAUCCCUUUCCAGGCAUGCAGCGUCCAUGCUGGACACUCAGUCUUUUCUGUGACCUCCUAGUAAUGCUUCAUUCAUUCAAACAGCCCAUUGCUGUUUGCUGGGAGGAUAUGACUCAUCCCUUUCACAUCCCCUUCAUUUCCCCUGAUUCUGUUUAUCACAGGUACUAGCAUUCACCUUUGAUUUGGUUCAUUGGAGCCUCCAACUAUAGACCCUGCCACCUGGCUUGAGAAGAGAGUUAUUGUUCCUAGUCUCACCUCUCCCAGGUGCCUGCAGCUCCCUGUUCUGAUGGGGCACAUCUAGACCCUGAUCUUCUCAGAUGCCGAACACCUGUUUGGGGGACUCUGUCUGCUUUCCAAUCAAUUCAUGCAACAUUUGUGUAUUUUUUUUUAUUCAUUUAUAUAUACCAUUCCAAUGGGAGAGAGGCAAGCUGUAGACCUUAUGGAUAGAUAGUAUGUAUUAUCCCCCAAAGGCCAGACACAGUCAGACAAGACUAUUGGAGUUGAUCUCCACAAAAUAUACACCAGGGGUCAAUCUCAACCAGACAAUGGAAGCAAUCCCUGAAGAGAGUAUGCAGGAAAACUCAGCUGUGUCUUCUGGAAGUUGACUCCCAUAUGUAUGUAGUAACUAUCCCACAAUCGCAUAUACUUUUGAAUUAUGCAGUAAUAAGGCACUGGGGAGCCCAAAAGAAAUCUGGCUUUGGAAUUAAGAAGAACCAGGUUCAAAUUUUGCCUCUGACAAAUACCAGUUAUGUGAUCCACAGGCUCAAGCCUGCCUAACUUCUUGGUACCCCCCAGGAAAUUUUCUAAGAUUUUACUGCUUUAACAGAGACAAAAGACACAAACCCCAACUCCAGUACCCUCAACACUGUGACCACCUCACUCAAUCUGUCUUCCUUCUUUAGUAUCCAUCCAUACACACAUACACCUUCUAUUCUAGCUGAACUCUCCCUAGACCAUAGAUAAAAUGUAAUGAGAAGGACCCAGUUUCCUACAAAAGAAACUCUUGUUUCCCCCCAUCCCUCUCUUUCGACAAUACUCCCUGAAAAGAAAAGGUCCUAAGAGAAGGAGUCUUUGCAGAGUCUUUUAUGGAGUAUUGUUUUUACUUUGUAUCAAAAAGCUGAUCUGUUCUUCUCUCCCACCUUUCCGCUUGUCAUCCCCCUCGUCCUUGUCUCUGUUUGUGUUAGAUUAUAGCCCAUUCUCACCCCAUGUGUAAAUAUUGUACAUACAGUGAGAAAACAACUUGAUAUUGAAGUGUUUGAGAUAUGGAACUGUACCAACUGCUAGUAAUUCUGAAUCUGUGAUUUCUGUGUCAUUUUCUGUAAAGAUGCAAACAAAAAUAAAAUUGAAGUAAAGACAACAGGGA
Messenger RNA from Sarcophilus harrisii (Tasmanian devil), 3249 nucleotides. It is a transcript of the gene VSX2, whose product is annotated as visual system homeobox 2. The transcript is spliced from 5 exons. Bases 1 to 1104 code for a protein of 367 amino acids. Gene Ontology annotation, cellular component: nucleus. The record is from RefSeq and is a predicted model, not a curated record. Gene Ontology annotation, molecular function: DNA-binding transcription factor activity, RNA polymerase II-specific; sequence-specific double-stranded DNA binding. Gene Ontology annotation, biological process: regulation of transcription by RNA polymerase II. NCBI's taxonomy places the organism in Eukaryota, Metazoa, Chordata, Mammalia, Dasyuromorphia, Dasyuridae.